AUGUUGCGGCGCAACCGUCACCUAGCAACCGCUGUUAUGGCAACAUCUGUGGAGACGGCGGAUCCUCGAUGUCGUCUGCGGGUGGCUCAGCAAGGAGCGGGUCCUCGCCGAAGAGGCGUGCAAGGGCGCGAAACUUGGACCUUGAGCGGCCCCAGAGCACCGCAAAGCGCUCUCUCUCGUCCGCCGCCAGCGCAUAUAGCGCCCUUAGGAAGGCCAGGACCAGCAAGUAGAGGGGCUGUGCGUGAUGGUAGAGGCGACGGUCCAGCUACCGGAAGGUGGUGCAGACGCCUUCUUGGCGGUGCUCAAGGUGAUGACGUCUUUGCAAGGUGUGGAAUGCCCCCAGUGGGGGUUUGGGGGCGGACGGAGCCGUCUUACAUGCAGCAGGUACAGCAGGGCACGCUUAGUGAAUACACUGUUUAUUUGCGGGACGGACGAGUAUGGGACGGCGACGGAGACAAAGGCGCUGGAGCAGAAAGUGACGCCGAAGGAGCUAUGCGACAAGUACCACAAAGUCCACUACGAUGUCUACAAGUGGGGUGUUUUCUGCUAACGGAGGCCCAGGAUUGCGUCAGGUAUUUUUAUGGAUCUACACAGGAACGGAUUUUUGGAGGAAAAGACGAUACGGCAGUUGGCUCGUGUCCAAAGUGUCUGUACGAGGGCCAGGAUGCACGCGGUGAUCAAUGCGAUUCGUGUGGCCAGCUGCUUGAUCCUUUUGAAUUGAAAGAGCCAAAGUGCAAGUUGGACGGUGAAGCGCCCGUGGAGCGUGAAACCAAACACAUAUUCAUGCUGCUGAACAAGCUGCAACCUCAGGUCGAGGCCUGGGUCAAGGUGUCUUCUGAGGCGGGGAAGUGGUCGGCUAACGGUAUUUCUAUUACCUCAAAUUUUCUGAAGAUGGGGCUUGAGCCCCGCUGCAUCACCCGUGACUUAAAGUGGGGGACGCCGGUUCCGACAGAAGUCCCUAAUAUGGAGGGAAAAGUGCUUUACGUGUGGUUCGAUGCUACGAUUGGCUAUAUUAGCAUUACCGCUAAUUACACUGAGAAUUGGAGUGAAUGGUGGAAUAACCCAGAGAAUGUCCAGUUGUACCAGUUUAUGGGGAAGGACAAUGUUCCUUUCCAUACUAUUAUUUUUCCGGCAACACUGAUAGCCACAAACAAGAAGUGGACUAUGCUCCACCAUCUUAGCACAACCGAGUAUCUUAAAUACGAAGGCGGCAAGUUCUCCAAGUCAAGAGGGGUCGGUGUCUUUGGAGAUAAUGUUCAGAAAACGAAUAUACCGUCCUCCGUGUGGAGAUAUUAUCUUUUAGUAUCUCGUCCCGAAGUCUCGGAUACGAUGUUUUCGUGGGCCGAGUUUAUUCAAAGGAACAAUUCCGAGCUCCUUGCCAAUCUUGGCAACUUUGUUAACCGUGUUGUUAAGUUUGUCAAUAUGAAGUAUGGGAGUCUUGUCCCCAGUUAUAUUCAGCACCCCUACACUUUUGACAACGGUUCUGGCGACGAUGCUUUCCACGGCUCGUCUAGUGAUCACUUGUGUUUUCUUGAGCUCCAUCGGGACAUCAACAGGAUCCUCGUUCAAUAUAUAGAGCAUAUGGAUGCUGUGAAGAUUCGCUACUCUCUGAAGCUUGUUUUCGACUUUUCCUCUCGUGGCAAUCUUUUUCUUCAGACCAACCGCCUUAACAAUGCUCUCUUUGACGGCAAUCCUCAACAUUGUGCUGAUGUCAUUGGCUAUAUGGUCAACCUUAUCUACCUCAUUUCUGCCUGUAUAGCACCCUUCAUGCCCUCAACCUCAAGAUCUAUUGCUGACCAGCUCAAUGUCCCUCAGAGGUCUAUCCCUGAUACUUGGACUCUCGAUAUUCUUCCUGGUCACCGGAUCAAUAAAGCGUUCGUUUGUCUUUGUUUGUUUAUUGCUGACUCUUUUAGUUAUCAUCUCUUUUCUCGGAUCGACGAGAAAAUGGCUGAUUUUUGGAGAGAUUCUUUUGGUUCCUCUUGA
Messenger RNA from Pneumocystis jirovecii RU7, 1983 nucleotides. Its product is annotated as methionine-tRNA ligase. Gene Ontology annotation, cellular component: aminoacyl-tRNA synthetase multienzyme complex; cytosol. Gene Ontology annotation, molecular function: ATP binding; methionine-tRNA ligase activity. The transcript is spliced from 7 exons. Lineage: Eukaryota; Fungi; Ascomycota; Pneumocystomycetes; Pneumocystales; Pneumocystaceae. Gene Ontology annotation, biological process: methionyl-tRNA aminoacylation. The record is from RefSeq and is a predicted model, not a curated record. Bases 1 to 1983 code for a protein of 660 amino acids.